UCACAGCGAGUCGGUUCCUUAGGAAGUACGGACACUAAGUCUGCUUAUAACUGUUAGUUUUAAGGGACGUUAUAACGGAAAGUCGUCAUCUUCGGGAUAAUGUCAGAUUUCGACAGCAACCCGUUCGCGGACCCGGAGAUCAGCAACCCAUUCCAGGAUCCAUCAGUGACACAAGUCCGGCAGGCUGCUCCUCCGGGGCUGGAGGAGUAUAAUCCCUUCACAGAUGCCAAACCAACGCCCAAAGCUGCAGCUCCCACCAUCAACACACAGCCGGCCAUCAUGAAGCCCACAGAGGAGCCUCCAGCCUACUCUCAGACCAGACCACAGGAGCAGCCAGCAGCAGCCUCUGAGCUGUUGAGGAGGCAGGAGGAGCUGGAGAGGAAGGCAGCAGAGCUGGACCGCCGGGAGAGAGAGAUGCAGUCACUGAGCGCUUCAGGAGGCAGGAAUAAUAACUGGCCUCCUCUCCCGGAGAAGUUCCCCGUUGGUCCCUGCUUCUACCACGACAUCACGGUGGACAUCCCUGUAGAGUAUCAGAAGACGGUCAAGAUCAUGUACUACCUCUGGAUGUUCCAUGCUGGGACGCUGCUGGCCAACCUGGUGGGCUGCCUGGCCUGGUUCUGUGUGGACUCGGGCCGCGGGGUGGACUUCGGCCUGUCCAUCCUCUGGUUCCUGCUCUUCACACCGUGUUCCUUCGUCUGCUGGUACAGACCUCUCUAUGGAGCAUUCAGGAGCGACAGCUCAUUUAGGUUUUUUGCUUUCUUCUUCGUCUACAUCUGCCAGUUUGGCAUCUAUGUGAUCCAGAGUAUCGGCAUCACUGGUUGGGGCGCCAGCGGGUGGAUCUCUGCUCUGACGGGCCUGAACAGCAGCAUCCCGGUGGGCAUCAUCAUGAUCCUGAUCGCUGGGCUCUUCACCUCGCUGGCUGUCAUGUCCCUCAUCAUGUUCAAAAAGGUCCAUGGGAUGUACCGGACCACCGGGGCCAGCUUUGCGAAGGCCCAGCAGGAGUUUGCUACCGGUGUCAUGUCCAACAAGACGGUCCAGACGGCCGCUGCUACCGCCGCCUCCAGGGCCGCUACAGGAGGCUUCAAGGAGCAGAUCUGA
Messenger RNA from Centropristis striata (black sea bass), 1098 nucleotides. Its product is annotated as secretory carrier-associated membrane protein 1-like. Gene Ontology annotation, cellular component: trans-Golgi network membrane; recycling endosome membrane. The transcript is spliced from 9 exons. Lineage: Eukaryota; Metazoa; Chordata; Actinopteri; Perciformes; Serranidae. The record is from RefSeq and is a predicted model, not a curated record. Gene Ontology annotation, biological process: protein transport. Bases 100 to 1098 code for a protein of 332 amino acids.